AUGCCAAGGGUCACUCGAUCGCAGGCCGCUGCAUUGCAAAAUGCAGACGGCAGAGAACCCCUCGAGGAAGUGAACGAAAACGUCAAGCUUCCCGAGCCCACGAGGAGGACGACUAGGGCGAGGUCCAAGGCGGGGACUCGCAAGGAGAACUACAGUGCCGAGGAGCAUUCUGCCCUCGGCGUAGACGGACCAGAGACAAGUUCCUAUUGCGCCGGAACCUCUGUCUCGAGGAGAACAAGGGUCACAAGAAGCCAAGCGGCGAAGAACCCAGAUGUCAUCGUUCUCGAUGAGAUUGAGACGAUUGAGGUGACGACAACAAGGAGGACUCGGAGUACUCGACGGACGAGGCAAACCGCGGUUGGGGAUAUCGAACGCGAGCCAGAAGAGGUGAUCGCUGUUGCGCCCCCGUCUUUGAUCACACGGGGUAGGCGGGCUUCGAGGGAUAGCCUCACUCCCUCAAAGCUCGCUCCAUCAAAGAUCCCUUCACCGAUCAGGUCUCCUGUCCGAGGUAUCAAGGUUGACGAGACACCGAGCAAGUUGGUCCCGGCGGACUUGUUCGCCAAGGCCCCCUCACCGGCCCCAAUUAGUCGAUCUAUUACACGAUUGACCAAGAAGGUAGUUGGUGAUGAGGAUCCUUUGGCGGGCAAGCCCGCUGUAAGACCACUUGCAGCGAAAAUCGCGGCUGCCGAACAGCCGGACGAGCUGCCGCUGCCGCUGCCUUUGGCGAUAUCGACCCCAUUCGCAGACCGCUGUGCUCUAGCUCUGGCCCCAACGGAUUUUGUCCUACCGACCCCGCUCCAUUUUGCGGCAUUGACACCCAAUUCGAAGUUCGCUCCAACUACGCCUGGUACGACGAAAGCCAAGAAACCCGUGGUUUUGGGGUCCCCGUUCACUUCAUCUCCAACUCGGAAAGUAGUUACGAAACCGUCUCUUGGAAGCUUUGCGUCACCGACCAAAGCACAGAUGGCACGAAGCUCGACAGCCUUCCCCUCUAAAUCCGCCCCCCAGGAUGUGGGAUUAGGGAGCAGGCCUGGUACUUCUGCCCAAGACGCAGUAAAGCAGAAAGGGGCCCCGUCCAUUCUCUUGAAGAAGGUACCCGUCAUUGCAACCACCAAAGCUGCUUUGUUGCGAACACAAAUGGCCACAGGGAAAACUAUCGAGCCCACUGUUCGUGUGGUUUCACAGAAUACGGGUGAAACCAAGGUUCCCGAAUUACAAAGACCGAAGGAUGCAGUCCGAUCAGCAGUUUCCUCGAAGCCAACGGCACCAGGACGGUCCAACACUACCAUCCAAAAGACAGAAUUCCGUAAGCCGAUUGCACCACCUCAAACCGGACUCGGGACUAUUACACCAACCAAAAACGCACCAGCCAAACCAUUGAUCAGGGCUCAAGGUAAAUCUAUAAUAGAAAUCGGUGCCAAAACCGUACCACAGCAGCAACCAGUCAUUUCUCGCGGACCUAUGACCCACCCGAAACCCCAACCUUCCUCUCUACUGAGAAAACCCUCGAUUCCAAGUUUACAAAAGGUUCAAGCGGCAGGUUUGUCUAAGAAGCCUUCAAUCCCAACACUACCGAAAAACACGACCAUGUUAUCUAAGAAGGCGUCGGUUCCAGAAUUGCCAAAGGCAAUAACAACUCCGUCCAAGAAGCCAUCAGUGACGACAUUCCCGAAGGUUCAAACUCCAGUACUAUCUAGGAAACCAUCUAUCCCGGCUGUGCCAACGACUGCAGCCAUACCCAAAAAGCCUUCUAUGUCUACCUUACCAAAGAUUACUACGGAUUUGUCAAGAAAGCCAUCUAUCCCAACGCUGGCUAGAAACACGACGACAUUGUCCAAGAAGCCAUCGGUUUCUGCGCUACCAAAAUCUACGGCAGCUGUACCUACCCUGGCGCCUGCCACCGGACACCCCAAGAAUAAUGAAGCCAAACCUAACCAACCCGAACCGGCAAAGACGACGAAACUUGUGACGCAGAAGAAACCGUUUCAGCCUGUGAAAUCGACCAAGCCGUUGACAGUUCCAAUCCCCUUCCAGUACGACCCAGGAAAUCGAGCUGCACGACCCACAGUUCAAUCAAAGGCCCCGGUUUCACAGCCCGCACUCCCGAAAAUAUCUACGACCACCGGUAUCAAGGAUAGACUGAAGAAAUUCGAGCCCCCAAAGCCAAAGCCGGUCGUUAAGGAUGCUCGAACUAUGCUGCGAGAAAUGCGAAAGGAUGCCAGACUCGGUACUUUGCCAAAACUGACGGGCGAGGUUGUCUAUGCCGAGUUGCCACAGUUUGAUGAUAUCAAAGCCACGCCUUCAGUUCCGGCACAGGAGCCCCAAGUCGAAACUGCUGUUCUUGAGCCGGCUGCACCAGAGCCUGUAGCUACUACCGCCACCAUUAGCCCGCCGCUUGCAUCAUCGACACAUGAAGUUGUAGUUAUCUCUGGUGUGACGAAUGCACCCGAACAGAAAACCGUUCCACUUGAAGAGUUCGAAAAGUUGAAGCUCGCCAAAGACCGCGCGGAAGCUCAUGCCCGCGGCACUAAUGCAGUACUUAACUGGGCUGCCCAGGAGAUGGUCAAACGCAAUGCUGAAGCAGCCAGGCGACGCUAG
Orbilia oligospora ATCC 24927 is the source of this 2598-nucleotide messenger RNA. RefSeq lists its product as uncharacterized. The transcript has 2 exons. The record is from RefSeq and is a predicted model, not a curated record. Lineage: Eukaryota; Fungi; Ascomycota; Orbiliomycetes; Orbiliales; Orbiliaceae. Bases 1 to 2598 code for a protein of 865 amino acids.